Messenger RNA from Drosophila elegans, 1483 nucleotides. RefSeq names its product serine protease inhibitor 88Ea. Bases 109 to 1383 code for a protein of 424 amino acids. Lineage: Eukaryota; Metazoa; Arthropoda; Insecta; Diptera; Drosophilidae. The transcript is spliced from 3 exons. The record is from RefSeq and is a predicted model, not a curated record. Gene Ontology annotation, molecular function: serine-type endopeptidase inhibitor activity.
ACUUGUCUCAUGAUUUAGUCAAUGAUUGUAAGUGCAGUUGUUCAGACGUCUCAAAUUGCUGUGUUGAAAUAAUAUCUGUGCAUCACUUGAGUAAGGCAAAAUUCAGAAAUGCAUACCCUCAGCUUAUUCCUGCUAGGGAUACUCCCUAUAAUUGUCCUAGCCGGAUUUGGCAACCAUGACCAAUCUCUACUAAAGAAUCGUUCAAGGAUAUUCGAAGGAGAAAGGGAAUUUUCUAUAACAAUGCUGAAGCAGAUCCGAAAGAACUAUCCGAACGGCAACAUGUUUUUCUCCCCGUACAGCGUCUAUAAUGCUUUACUCAUAGCCUUUUUUGGUUCGUCCGGAGCCACGGAGGCACAGCUGGUCAAUGGGUUGAAUCUGAACUGGGCUUCCUCUAAGUCACAGGUACAGAGCGCAUAUGUCGUACAAAAAAAGCUAGACGAAAAGCGAGCAUUUCAAAAUCCGCUGGAGCUCUCUUCUGCGAACCGCAUAUUCGUGGACAAGAAGGUGGAAGUUGUUCAAAUUUUCAAAACCCUCCUAUACGAUGAAAUCAAGCAAACCGACUUUAAGAACCAACCGAUGAAGUCACUCCAGGAAAUCAACGAUUGGAUCUCAAAUAAGACGUACAACCAGAUCCACGACAUUCUCAGUGCCGAUGAAAUCACUUCAAAUACCAUGUUGGUCCUGGCCAACGCCGCCUACAUGAAGGGCCAGUGGCUCAGCCAGUUCAAGGUGGAGAGGACCACUCCAAAGCCCUUUUACAUAACCCCCAACAUACAGGAGGUGGUUCCCAUGAUGCGACAGAAGGGCACGUUCAAGAUGAACAUCGCCGAAAACUUGCAAUCGCAAAUCCUUAGGCUGCCCUUCCGGACUCAAUAUGAGUCGGCAGACAAGUUAAAUGCCACGCCCGAUGAUAAGUCCGAUGUUUCCAUGGUGCUCAUCCUGCCGACGUCCAGCGCAGUUUCCAUUGACGAUGUAAUUACCCGUCUGGAUGCCAACUCAUUGGAGACGCUGAUCGAAAAUUGUGUGCCGCGUGAGAUCGAAUUGUCGCUGCCCAAAUUCCAGUUUGAGCAACGUACUGGAAUCACUCCGAUCCUUGCCAAUAUGGGCAUUACCCAGAUGUUCACCGGUGAUGCCACCUUCGAUGAUUUAACCGCCGAGCACGUUUCCUUCGAUGACGCUCAGCAUGUGGCCAAGAUCAAGGUGGACGAAUUGGGAACCACCGCGGCGGCGGCCACUGUCCUCUUUUCCAGUCGAUCCGCCAGGCCCGCCGAUCCCAACCAGUUCAAUUGCAACCAUCCGUUCCUGUUCCUCAUCUACGAUCACAAUGUCAAAACGAUCCUUUUCGCAGGCGUCUAUAGCGACCCCAGGGAAAUGCAGCACUAAAAGUGAAUCCGUUUUUCGCUUUCCAUUGAUUCAGCAGUUAAAAAGUCUUUUAAUAAAUCUAUACAUUUUUUUUUGGCAAUAAAAUUUGGAUUUACGAAGA